Molecule: messenger RNA, 1548 nt
Organism: Penicillium waksmanii
Lineage: Eukaryota; Fungi; Ascomycota; Eurotiomycetes; Eurotiales; Aspergillaceae
Product: sugar porter family MFS transporter
Exons: 2
Coding region: 1-1548 (515 amino acids)
Biological process (GO): carbohydrate transport; transmembrane transport
Cellular component (GO): membrane
Molecular function (GO): carbohydrate:proton symporter activity
Source: RefSeq, a predicted model, not a curated record
AUGUGGACAACCACUUCUGGCCUUCGAGGCAAGAAGCUCCACUAUGCUAUCACCUUCACUUCCGUCGUCGGUUUCUCUCUGUUCGGUUAUGAUCAGGGUCUGAUGUCCGGUAUUCUGCAAGGUUCAUCCUUCAUCGGCGAAUUCCCUGUUCUCAAUAAAGACCUGCCUGGCCACUCCGCAGAGCAUGUCUCUGUUCUGCAGGGUGCUGUUACUGCCUGUUACGAGCUGGGCUGUUUCUUCGGCGCUAUCUUCACCCUCAUCUUCGGUCAACGUACUGGUCGCACCCCCAUCCUGGUUGCGGGUGGUAUGCUGAUGGUUCUCGGCACUGUCCUCUCCACUGCUGCCUUUGGUGAGUCUUGGGGCCUGGGUCAGUUUGUCAUUGGUCGUGUUAUCUCUGGUCUUGGAAACGGUAUGGAUACCGCCACUAUCCCCGUGUGGCAAUCUGAGUGCUCCAAGGCCCACAACCGUGGUUUCCUCGUCUGCUUCGAGGGUGCUAUUAUCGCUGUCGGUACCUUCAUUGCCUACUGGCUCGAUUUCGGCUUGUCCUACGUCGACUCCUCCGUUCAAUGGCGAUUCCCUGUUGCCUUCCAGAUCCUGUUCGCCAUUAUGGUUACCGUUGGUGCUCUUAUGCUGCCUGAGUCCCCUCGCUGGUUCAUUAUGCAGGGCAAGGAUGAAGAGGCUCUCCAGGUCAUGGCUCAGCUUAACGACAGCUCCCCUGACGCUGAGGAUGUGCUCCGCGAUUUCAACCUGAUGAAGGCUGAUAUGAAGGCUUCUGAGUCUCAACAGGCCUCCAGCUGGAAGGUUCUCUUCACCACUGGCAAGACCCAAGAGUUCCAGCGUAUGAUGAUCGGUUGCUCUGGCCAAUUCUUCCAGCAGUUUACCGGCUGUAACGCUGCUAUCUACUACUCAACCCUCCUUUUCGAGAACAACCUUCACAUGGAGCACAAGAUGGCUCUUAUUAUUGGUGGUGUUUUUGCUACUGUUUACGCCCUUGCCACUAUUCCUUCCUUCUUUAUGGUUGAGAGAGUUGGUCGCCGUAACCUCUUCCUCAUCGGCUUUGCUGGCCAGGGUCUUUCUUUCAUUAUCACUAUGGCCUGCCUGAUCGAUGAGAACGCUCAGAACGCCAAGGGUGCCGCUAUCAACCCUCUCCGCACUCGUACCAUGGCUGCCUCCGCCUCUACCUGCACCAACUGGAUCACCAACUUCGCUGUUGUCAUGUUCACUCCUGUCUUCUCCUCCCAGAGUCCUUGGGGUAUCUAUCUCUUCUUUGCUCUGGUCAACUUUGUCGGCAUUCCCUUCGCCUAUUUCUUCUACGUUGAGACCGCUGGUCGUGACCUGGAGGAGGUCGAUGUCAUCUUCGCCAAGGCUCACAUUGAGAAGAAGUGGCCCUUCAAGGUUGCCCAGGAGCUGCCCAAGCUCUCCAUUGAGCAGAUCUCUGAAAUGCAGCGCGAGCUGGGUCUGACUUUUGCGGACCAUGCCGCUGAUGCUGAGAAGGUUGAGAUUGGAAGCAGCGGCGAGAGCGAGGACAACAAGCACGCCUCCGAUUAA